AUGAACGAGACUGCCAAAUUGAGCAAGAAAUUCACCCCCGGAUCCGAUUCGAACAUGGAUGAUGAAUACGAUAUGCAGCAGCAGCCAAUGACUGAAUAUUCUGAAACCAUUCUGAAACAAGAAUACAAAGAAGAAGCAGUAACUCGUCCCUAUGAUGAAAAAAGUUGUAGCAAUAAUGAUUUACCAAAAGGAUGGGAAAAAAUAGAUCACGACAGCGGUAUGCCAAUUUAUAUGAAUACAGAAACAAGAGUAUGUUCAUUUUCAAAGCCAUAUUUUCUAGGAACUAACAGUCUUAAAAACCAUGAAAUUCCAGUAGCCAAUGUACCUUGUUUGAAUCAGAAAUUAAAUAAUGAAACUCAGAUUGACACCAAUUUUGCUUCAACUUCUUCUUCAACCUCUUUUUCAAAAAAAUGUCCUUUAACGUUGAGCCAUGCAGAGUAUCGAAAUUACUGUAGCAAAAUAUUCAAAUUUAGGAAUAUUAAAUUUUAUAAAUUUAAGUCGUGGGUAAAGCGCCGAGAAUAUCUACGAAAACAAAAAACAGAUUCAAAGAUAAAAGAUCUUCACAAAUCAAUAUCAGAUUCAACUACUUUAUAUUCUAUUGUCAAAAAAGAGGGUAAUGCACUUAAUCCUGAAGACACGCAAUAUGUCAUUAAUUUAGAAGGUAAAAGUUACGUUGGUAUAUUGCAUGAAUACAUUCAAAGUGUAUUGAAAACUGCAUCUCAUACAUUUGUGGUUAAAGAACUUGAACAAUCCAAGUAUCCUUAUUUAUGUACAGUAGUCUUAGAUGGAAUACAAUAUGGUGUUGGUACAGGCCCGACCAAAAAACAAGCAAAAGUUGAUGCUGCGAGAGCUACUCUUCAAAUAUUAUUACCUACCGUCAAACAUUUCCAAACUGAUAGUUCUAGUCAAACUAAGAAUGAAAUUCAAGAGAAUAAUAAUUUUGAACAAUAUGAAAUUUUUGACAAAUUAACCGUAAAAGAUACAAGAAUACCACAAAUCUGUGCUCAAUCCACCGAAUCUACACCAUAUGAAAUGUUAAAGCUUUGUGUAAAAAAAAAUUUUGGUGAAGGUUCAAAUCUACUGUGUGAAAUGGAACAGAUGCAAAGUGGAUCUGAUACAGACAAUUAUUAUCGCUGUACUAUGGCUGUAGAAAAAUAUUCUGCAACAGUUAUUUGUAAAGAUAAACUUGAAGGUCGCCAAAAAGGGGCUCAAGCUCUAUUAAAGGUAUUGCACCCACAUGUCCAUUACUUUGGAUCUUUAUUAAGAUUGUAUAGCCAUCAACAUUAUGAAUACAAUGAGAACAAACCAAACGAACAUAAACCUAAAACUAGACCGUAUAGAAAUCCAGAUAUUAAACUUCUUAAAAAAUUGAGAAAAGCGAUGUUACAACUGGAAUCACCAACAAAUGAUCGAAAGAAAAUGUAA
Messenger RNA from Macrosiphum euphorbiae (potato aphid), 1425 nucleotides. NCBI's taxonomy places the organism in Eukaryota, Metazoa, Arthropoda, Insecta, Hemiptera, Aphididae. The record is from the annotation of a GenBank genome assembly.